Messenger RNA from Paramecium sonneborni, 232 nucleotides. NCBI's taxonomy places the organism in Eukaryota, Ciliophora, Oligohymenophorea, Peniculida, Parameciidae. The record is from the annotation of a GenBank genome assembly.
AUGGAAAAAACAAUAACCAUUAUAUUUUUUGCACUUUUAGCCAUUGAAUUCUUCAGACCUUAGAAAUCAGAGGAAUAAUGGGUAGAAGAUAAAGAAUAAAUUCUAAGUCGUCCUUCCUAAAGACACAUAGAAAAUGGAAAAGUUGAAGUUCUUGUUUAAUAUUGCACAAGUUGAUCUUAUAAAGGAGCUUUUUAAUAAAUUCAAUAAGCAAUAUAUAAUUAGUUUGAUGAAA